This is a messenger RNA of Salvia hispanica, 1104 nucleotides long. RefSeq names its product GDP-mannose transporter GONST3. Lineage: Eukaryota; Viridiplantae; Streptophyta; Magnoliopsida; Lamiales; Lamiaceae. The record is from RefSeq and is a predicted model, not a curated record.
AUGACUGGUGAUGUUGAAAAUUCUAAGGAAGCAGAUGCAUCAUCUGAUGCUCAAUCGAGCUCGGCUUGGUAUAGCAGCUUACUCCAGCAAGCAUCAGUGUAUGGUAUCGCAGGGGGCUAUUGUCUCUCUGCUUCGUUACUAUUGAUCAUCAAUAAAUGGGCCGUGAUGAAGUUUCCAUACCCGGAAGCCUACUUGACAAGUGCUGCUGGAGUUGUAAUCUUUGGGCAGCUUAAGUUGCUAGAGCACGACAAGCUCGAUCUUGUCACCAUGUGGCGGUUUCUGCCUGCUGUGUUUAUAUUCUACCUGUCUCUGUUCACCAACAGCGAGCUCCUGCUUCACACCAAUGUUGACACCUUCAUUGCUUUCCGCUCGGUUGUCCCCAUAUUCAUUGCCAUUGGUGAGACCCUCUUCUUGUACCAGCCGUGGCCAGUGCUCAAGACAUGGUUUUCCCUCGCCACGAUCUUUGCUGGGAGUAUGCUGUAUGUAACAACUGAUUCUCAGUUCUCUGUGAAAGCUUAUAGGUGGGCUCUAGCGUACUUGGUGAGCAUGUCGAUUGAUUUUGUCUACAUCAAGCAUGUGGUCAUGACGAUUGGCCUCAACACAUGGGGGCUCGUGCUGUACAACAAUCUUGAGGCUUUGAUGUUAUUUCCUGUGGAGUUGCUUAUAAUGGGGGAGCUGAAGAAGAUAGAGCACGAGAUCACUGAUGAGUCGGAUUGGUACUCGUUGGGGGUGGUCUUGGCCAUACCUUCUUGGCUUUCGUUCCUGUUUGGCUUGGCCAUAUCCUUCUUUGGCUUCUCCUGUCGCAAAGCAAUAUCAGCUACGGGAUUCACUGUUCUUGGCAUUGUCAACAAACUGCUGACAGUGGUGAUAAAUCUCGUUAUCUGGGAUAAGCACUCGACUGUUGUGGGAACCAUCGGUCUCUUGAUUUGCAUGGGUGGCGGCAUAAUGUACCAGCGCUCGACUAGCGGGAAACCUAAACCCGCGUCUCGAGAAGGGGCUCAGCAGGCUGAUGAGGAACAACAGAAGCUGCUUGAAAUGCAAUGUAUUGAAGAGAAUGGUGAGGGUGGAAGAGCAGUUACACAAGUAGGAGAUAGGAAAUCAUAG